Molecule: messenger RNA, 1497 nt
Organism: Colletes gigas
Lineage: Eukaryota; Metazoa; Arthropoda; Insecta; Hymenoptera; Colletidae
Product: ceramide-1-phosphate transfer protein
Exons: 3
Coding region: 412-1047 (211 amino acids)
Biological process (GO): intermembrane lipid transfer; ceramide transport
Cellular component (GO): cytoplasm; membrane; cytosol
Molecular function (GO): ceramide 1-phosphate transfer activity; ceramide 1-phosphate binding
Source: RefSeq, a predicted model, not a curated record
UCAAUAUGAUAGUUCGGUAUUGAAUUGCUUAAGUAUUGCUGCCAUCGCUGAAUGACUGCUUGCAGUGGCGAGUAUUCACGAAUGUGUUAAAUAUGCAUCGUUGCACUUCAAUAACGAACUUCAAUCCAUACUUUGCACGUUUUAUGUAUAGCACACGUACACAAACACAUUAAAAUGCGAUUAAUAAAGAGUAAUCUGUUUAUUGGAAUGAUAAACUAGAUAAAAUUUAAAGAACACCAUCUAGCGUUUUGCAGGCACAAGAAAUUUGAGGUAAAAGAGGAGGGGUCGCUUUGACAAUCCAUAUUUCCCUUAGAUAGUAAGAACUAAUGAACACAUAUGCUUGUACCUGCGUGGCAAGUAGUCAAUUGUGUUUAAUUUACUGGUACUGUAUUGGAUAUUGGUGACGCGGCAAUGGCGGAGGGUUCAGAGUUGGCAUUCUUUGACCUGAGGCUAGUCCAUGAUCACUUUGACCGUGCUCUUUUACAAGACGACGAUAUUGAUCUCAAAGCCUACCUGGAUGCCUACAAUGAACUCUACAAAUUUUUCCAGCUAAUGGGCACUGUCUUUGGCUUUGUAUCCUCUGAUUUAAAGCAAAAAAUUGAGAUACUUAUCGAGUUAAUGAGCAAAGAUGAUCAAAAUUACACUACCGUCAAGUCUAUGAUAUUAUAUGAGAAGGAAAAUAACAUUCUUUCUAAGACAAAUUACACGAAUGGUGCCCGUACCUUAUUGAGACUUCAUAGAGGCUUAGAUUUUAUUAGAGAAUUUCUUAGACAGCUAGGUGACCUUUCGGACUCUGAUAAGACAUCUAGUUGUUGCCAGGAUGCGUACAACAGAACUUUAGCCAAACAUCAUCCAUGGGUGAUUAGAAAAGCAGCAGUGGUUGCCAUGUAUACAAUGCCUACCAGAGAACUUUUGUUUAAAAAGGUUUGCGGGUCAGAUGUUCAAAGAAAUGUUGAUGUUUUGCCAAAAAUGUUAGAAGUGACUGCUGAUGUAUUCAACCGUACCCAUAAUCUUUACGAGUUCCAUGAACUUCACACACUGCCAUAAACAUAAAAAUCAGAAAUUGAUGAAUGAAGAUGCUGCACUUGCUUCUUUGAGCUGUUCUUGAAAGCAUGCAAACUAAACAUUCCGUGUUUGAAAUGUGAUAUGUAAUAAUUCCAAACCAGUAAACAACAACCUGGUCAGUGCUUUGCAAUGCACCUGUACUUAUAUACACGAUCGUAUUUAUAUUUACUGAAAUUGUACAAAACGCACUUAGUUUAGGUUCCCGUACUCUUUAUUAUACGGCGGUUUAGUCAUUUCUUUUUAGUCAGUAUAUAAAAUAGGAUGCGAAAAAUCGAUUUGCUCAACGGUUCGGCACGUAUUAUUUAUCCUUUCAAUGUUUUUAUUAUAAAAUAAUAUUGUAUAAUAAUAUGAAUGAAUUUUUGUGAAAUGUUCGACUUUUCUUUAAACCUAUUUAUUUACAACAUGGCGGUUGAACUUACCCCCCGUCAUUGC